Molecule: messenger RNA, 1633 nt
Organism: Daphnia pulicaria
Lineage: Eukaryota; Metazoa; Arthropoda; Branchiopoda; Diplostraca; Daphniidae
Product: WSC domain-containing protein 1-like
Exons: 7
Coding region: 462-1544 (360 amino acids)
Source: RefSeq, a predicted model, not a curated record
CAAACAAGAAAAGGUUAACAACCUGAGCUAACUUCAUGGUUACAUCCAGCAUUAAAAAAUGUAGCCAAAAUUCUGCACUGCAUUUUAGAUUGUCGCAGAUCGAAUGGUAUAAUAAACAGCGGUCAACACAACAACCGAGCCAGUUUUCCUUGUGGUUAAACUCGUUUGACGGGAUCUCCAAGACGAUUAGGUAUACACAGCAGUCACAUAUAAAAUUGUGUUCUUAUAGGCAACACACAACCCUUAGUUUUUUUUCAAGUGUCUUUAACCCGUCUCCCUCCCAUGGGGUAGGUGUCCUUGUCUAUUUCUUGUAUGUCUGUCGGCCGUGUAGUCUUCAUUCAGGUAGUUCCAAUAAGGGAGGUCCUAAGAAAAAUCAACCUUUUCACUUUUCGUCGGAAUUCUGACCAAAGUUUUUUAGUCUUUCGUCCAACUUCGUCGUAGGUGACGGCCAAACAGACAAGAUGAAGCGUCGCUUGAGAGACUAUUACUUCAUUUGUUUUUUUACGACGGGUUUGAUAUUGAUUUCGUUGCAUCACUUCAACAACAGCAGUGCAGACAACACGAUCAGCAAUUGCAAAACAAAUUCAGCAGAGAGCGACGCUACUAAACAACAUCAGGAUUGUAUUCCGGACUACGAUGAAGUCGACCAGGAACUGAUGGCCACUUACCCGUGGAUUGACGAUCCCACCUGCCGACAUUUCGCCGUUCAGUUUGCGAAGAAUAAAACGCGGCCGAAAUGGGCUUUAACUUCUUUCCCCGGAAGUGGAGUGACUUGGACGCGCCAGUUGAUUGAGGGAGUAACGGGGAUUUAUACCGGGACCGUCUACGGAAAAGCAGAAUCUCCGAUCGUCACAACCGGUCACCAUGGGAAUGAGGCUGACCUGAAUUGCGAAUGCACAAUUCUCAUCAAGGAUCACGACGUUGGUCUGCCUGAUUUCGCAUCCUUCCCAACUAUAAGGAACAACCUCGUAAAGGACAACCAAACCAGGAAAGACAACAAGAAAAGAGGUCCCAUUAGGAGUUUCCUCUACGACAACCGCGGGAUUUUACUCCUCCGCAAUCCCAUGGACGCAUUAUUCACCUUCGCCCAUUUCCUGGGAUCGUCUGGAAAUCACACGGGCGUGGUGUCAUCUAGCGAUUUCGUGGGGCCCCAGUUCGACAAUUACGUCGACUACGUGGCCGACACUUGGGCGGAUCACGCCGUCGGUUGGAUCCAGGACAUCCAAAACGGGACCGUCCUCUUUUACGAGCGGCUCCUGUUGGAAGAUACUGCGGCCGAAUUGACACGAUUGUUGAGUGUCAUCGGCUUCAGCGAUCCUCACCAUCCGCCAGUCGAUCCGGAGCGGAUGCGCUGCACUCUGUUGCACAAGAAUCGAGCGGAUCGCAAGCGCACCGAAAAACCAGUGAUACCGUUGACGCCCAAUCACCGGUCCAAGUUGAUGUCGGCCAUCGAACGAGUUCAGGAGAGUCUACACAAGAAAGGCUGGCCGUUACUUCCAGUUUACCUCUACGAUCUACGACACAAGGAGAAUCCUGGCGUCUAAUAAUUACGAUGGAAUCUUCAAUCAAUUUUUCCUGCCGCAGCCGGUUUUAUUUGAAUAUAAAUUUACAUGUUUAUCAGAAAAGCUGGCCU